UGCUGCCACUAUUGCAAUAUUGGGGGGGAAAUCUAGCCCAAUCUGGCCACACUGUUGACCCCUUGACCCCUCACCGGAACACAUCCACUCCGAUUAAAUACACACACGGCUCCCCUCGGAGGUGACAGCAGAGAGAACAUGUCGAGGAACACCAGGAUCACGUUGAUCUUUGGAGGGUUCGUCACGGCGGUGGCCGCUGCGUUUUACCCCAUCUUCUUCCACCCGCUGACCCACACGGAAGACUACAGGCAGGUGCAGAAGGUGAACCGGGACGGGAUUAACCAGGCUGACAUCCAACCAGUCGGGGUCAAGGUCUGGUCCGACCCAUACAAGCCCACCAGCAAGUGACCUCCGACCUGACAACUGAGGAUGGAGGGUCACCUGACCUGAACUGUGUGUGCGUGGGAAUGUUUUUCAUUUGUAACUUUAUUCUAUGAAUAAACUCAAAAUCAUACCAAUA
This is a messenger RNA of Gadus morhua (Atlantic cod), 460 nucleotides long. RefSeq names its product small integral membrane protein 20 (gene smim20). The record is from RefSeq and is a predicted model, not a curated record. NCBI's taxonomy places the organism in Eukaryota, Metazoa, Chordata, Actinopteri, Gadiformes, Gadidae. Gene Ontology annotation, cellular component: mitochondrial inner membrane. The transcript is spliced from 3 exons. Gene Ontology annotation, biological process: mitochondrial respiratory chain complex IV assembly. Bases 139 to 348 code for a protein of 69 amino acids.